AUAAAGCUGAUUGAUAUUAAUUAUGACAGGCGGAAGUGAGGGGCACUCCUUUACUCCAUUACUGAACAUCCCCUGCUUACCCAACCCAACCCGUCGGAGGAUCACUCCACUCUCACUGAGGGACGCGCCUUUACACACACGAGGAGAAAGAGAGAGGAGAGAUAGAUGCAGGUAUUACAGGAGGUGGGGAGGGCGGCGCUGAGACACGGCCGUCCAGUGGGACAAGGAGAACACUAGUGGGGAUGUUCUGCGGCGCUGCUGUCUUUCCCCAAGCACAUUUACGCCGCUACUUAAUCGGAACGUAGACCCAGGUGUACCCUGCUCCUCUUCCUCCUCCUCCACAGACCUACUACCGCCUAUCCCAGUUUCCCACGCGCCAGGGCAGGAAUAACAAGAGCACAGUUAGAUGAACGCGCGCGCUGCUUCUCUGUUCCGGUGCGCCGCUGUGAAUGUGACGCCGGGUCCACAGCCAGCGCAGAUGACCUAAAAGCACGCCGCUCUCCCGGCUCCAUAAAGAGAAGGCUUAUUGACCACCAUGGCUGACCAGUACAGUAUGUUUCUCACCACGGCGCCACCUCUCCGGCGAGGGAGCACGCCCCUGCCCGUCAAGCACCAGCUGCGGCGAGAGGAGGCCGUAUCCGACGACUGUGAUUGGAUACCGGGCCUGGAGGAGCCCACCAUGUUGCCUAUCAGUGACACAGCGGUGCCUCGAGACGACUCCUUCAGCCAGCUGGCGGCGUCCCAGCCGACGUACCAGAGCCACGGAGGGGCGCUGAGGAUAGUGCUGCUGGGACAGAACGGCGUGGGCAAGUCGUCGCUUGCCUUAUCCCUGGCCGGACAGUCGGACAGAUCGCUCUCUAUAGACUCUGAGACGCAAGCUUGUGGUGAGGGCUAUGAGUGCACGGUGACGGUGGACGACGAGGACAGCAAAGUCAUCAUUUUUGACAACUGGAAACAGGACCUGUCCACUCUGCAGUGUGACGUGUGUAUCUUGGUGUUCUCAGUGACCGACAGGCGAAGUUUCCACCGCACCGCCCAGCUCCGCCUCCUUCUCAGGGAGUCCCAGCCACAAACGCCCAUCAUCCUGGUGGGCAACAAGAGCGACCUUGUCCGGUCCCGGGAAAUCAGCUCAGAGGAGGCCCAAUCCAGCGCCAUGAUGUUCGACUGCGUCUACCUGGAGCUCUCCGCCUCUUUGGAGCACGGCACGAACGAGCUGCUGGAGGCGGCGGUGCGGAGCGCGAGAGGGGACUGCGUGGGCCCCGGGUGGACGGACGGCGACCCGGCAGCGGGACGCCGGGAGAGCCUGACGAGUCGCGCCAAGCGCUUCCUGGCCGGGCUGGUGCCCCGCUCGUACGGGCGCGACCGGGAGCGCGGCCGCUACCGGGAAAUGAGCCGCCACCGGGGCAGCAAGAUCCUCCGGCAGAAGUCCCGGUCCUGCCAUGACCUCAGCGCACUGUGACCCGCGAACACAGACGGGGACGAAAACACACUCCACAUUAACACAAAAAUAUAACAAACUGAAAGACUUUUUUUUAGGAGGCGGGUGGGGGGUUUGUAAAAGACAAGAGCAAAACAGGUGAGUGGAAGAAAUCGGAUGAUGUGCAAGAGGUUUGAUUACAGGGUGAAACGCGGGAUGACAAGGGCGAGAAAGAUGAGAGGUGAAUGAUUACAGCAGACAGCCUCAGGUGGCGGUGAACCAUCAGCGAAGGCAAUUUUGGGACAAGCGGAUGAGGAGGUGGGCUGCCUUUCAGCUCCAGGUUUCGGUGAAUCAGCGAUCGCUCAUUACCUGAACGGAUCGGGAGAAAGAAAAUCAGCAGCAGAAUCAAGGUGCCGACUUUAAAGCCUAAUCAGGCCGAUGGACGGAUGAAUGGAGUCACAAACACACACCCAGGUAGCACGCACCAAUGUAGAGACUUAUAGCAUUUUAUUAUGUAUACUUGUUAAAAACAAUGUUUUAUAGCAUGCGUAUUAACAGGAGCUAACCCUAUAGGUUUUACAGUGCCCAGUUUCUUGACUUUACAGUACCUCAGUGGCCAUUAGCAAAUGCACAAUCCCAGUAGUGUUUGAAACGAUGCCAACCCAAAGGCAAGACUAUUAUUACACGUCCACACCAUUUUUCUGUCCGCACUGCUGUUGAGGGUUUGUUUGUUACCAAACCACAGCAGCUACUGCAAUCAGUGUGUUCAUCUCAGACUUUUAUAUACCAGGUUAACACAUCAGCACUCAAGCCAUAUUGUUGCUGAAUGCACAGUGGGCAGCCAGCACAGCGAACCCUUUACCGCAAGACGCGAGGCAAACGAUGAAAGAAAAGGCGACUGAGGCGAGACUCUUUGAACGACGCUGAGUCACGGACCACAGGGAGGCUCUUGGAGGAUAAACACGAAAAACAAAUCUACCUGUGGCUGUUUGAUGUUCUCUAUUUUAUUGUUUUGUUUAUUCUUUUUUUUUUAAAGUUACCUGUUGGAACUUCUAAAUGUGACUGAUUUCUUCAGGGGUUUAGAUCCAGAGGACGCUCUGGGAACGUUGUUGAGAUUUCUCCUGGAGCGUGCCGGCGUCACCGACACACACACACACAUCCCCGCUCGUUUGUCACCGUCCAAUGAGCACUCUCAUCCCCUCCACUGGGAAUAAAUACGGUUUGGUUUGACAUCUUUA
Poecilia reticulata (guppy) is the source of this 2655-nucleotide messenger RNA. It is a transcript of the gene rem2, whose product is annotated as RAS (RAD and GEM)-like GTP binding 2. Gene Ontology annotation, molecular function: GTPase activity; GTP binding; calcium channel regulator activity. Lineage: Eukaryota; Metazoa; Chordata; Actinopteri; Cyprinodontiformes; Poeciliidae. Gene Ontology annotation, cellular component: plasma membrane. The record is from RefSeq and is a predicted model, not a curated record.